Molecule: messenger RNA, 3084 nt
Organism: Neocloeon triangulifer
Lineage: Eukaryota; Metazoa; Arthropoda; Insecta; Ephemeroptera; Baetidae
Product: SUZ domain-containing protein 1-like
Exons: 5
Coding region: 594-1103 (169 amino acids)
Source: RefSeq, a predicted model, not a curated record
CACAGAAAACGGGAUAGCGACGGUAGCGUUCCCAAUAAAAUUAAAAUCUCUAUUCUUUCAUCGCAGACACGGUGAGAAAAAUUAUAAUAGGAAUAAACUUCGAGAAUAUAAUAAUUUGUAAGACGUCAUUGAUGCAAGUGGCAAGAUUAAAAGCGUGUGUACAUUGACGGAUGGAAUUUUAAGACGCAGAUUUUUAUGCAAUGGAAAGGUGCACGACCGAAAUCAAACUUGAAUUACAAUGUGUGAAAACAAGUUAUCAAUUCCUAGCAUGCAGCAUGUGUGUUUAAGCAGAAUUAUUGCGAAAUUAGUAGAUUUUCUCACCUCUCUUUUCUUCUUCGUCUUCCGUUUCUCUGCCAUGUUUACUUUUUCGCUUUGUCGACCUGUCACAUUUGAGAACCUCCUUGGCCUCUAAAGGUUGGAUUCUGCGCACAAGAACGAAUUCCCCUGCCUGGCCCUGCCGACCAUGCACAUCUGAUCGGAUGGCAUGUUUGCGGAUGGCAUUUUUAGCUGCCACUCAAUUAAUUUUGGCUCACGCUUCGCCCCUGGAAUGAAUCGAAUUUGAGUUUCUUGUCCCGACUCAACGUUCGACCGAUAUGGCAGCCAUCGAGGACAACGACGCGUGCGACAACUGGGAAGAACUCGAGGAUUCAGGAGAACUGGACAAAAAAUUGAAAAUUAUGCAACCUAGAAGAGACCAGCAAUCAAAUCAAAGUAAUGGAGCUGUGGUAAUAAUUCAGGAUGAAAGCCUCCGGUCCAUGCUUGGCCCUCAAGAACCGACAGUGAAGAUAUUAAAAAGACCCACCAAGACCAGUGAUAGCCAAGUUACCCCCGACCAACCUGUAAGAAGACACAAAACUCUGCAAGAGAGAGAACAAGAAUACGCCGAGGCACGGCUGCGCAUCUUGGGGUCGGCUUGCAGUCCUUUGGAAGCUAAUAAUUCCAAUUCAAAUAACGAUAAUGUGAAAGGCAUCCAACCCCAAACGAACGGCCAUUUAAAUGGACCUAAAAGUGGAGAUCAACAGUGUUUGCGCCAAGACUUGGACUCAAAUGUGAUUCGGGUGCCGAAAGGUCCGGAUGGUACAAAAGGAUUCUCAAGAAGGUGAAGUGCCCUUUUAAUGGACAAUUAUCGACAUAAGUUAAGAAAGAGUGCAGUAAUUUCUACGUACUAACAAUGGCAAACUGGCAUACAACGAGAUGCGUGUAACAUAGAAAGAGCCAAAUUCCGUUUUGUUCUUUUUUAAACUACCACGAUUUUAACCUGCUUAAUUUAUUUGCUAGUUAAAAAAUAUCAAUUCGAUUAACCUUUUUUGACAUGAAUUAUUUUGCCUGCAUGUUGAUAUGUUACUCUCAAGGUUAAGUUUCUUUUAGUGUAGUGGCAAGCCUAUUUUUUGGCCAAACGUAGCGAAAUGUAUUAAAUUUUAUCAAAAGUGGGUUAUCCUUAUUAAACACCUUCAGUGCGAACUUGCUAACCUGCACAAUAUCAUGAGUACAUGACAUGUAAUAUUAAAAGGUUUUGUGGAUGUUAAUUGUCUGGUACUGAUUAUUUUGUAUUGAAUUCUAUGUAAUUACUUUAAACUUGGGUCACGGAGUUCUCAAAAUGAGUAUGUACGAAGAGCUAUUUUCUUGUACUGUAUAUUUGGAUGCAACAGAGCAUAAAGUAAAAUAAUAAUCGUAAUAAUACAAUUAUGCAAACAGUGACUUUUGAGCAAGAACAAUGCUAUGGUGGGUUGACGAACCACUUUGAGAAAGUACGAUCAAAUUAAAUGAAGGCUACCUGCCCAAAAACUAAACUGAACAGUUUCUCUGAACUCCAGAUUCUCCACUAUAUAUACUUGAAUCAACAAUUGGCGUCACAACACUUGUGCUCCAUUUUGUCUAACUCAGAAUGCCACAAUUUCAGAAUUUGUUCUUGUUUCCAUUCAAUCUUCUCCCAUCCUGUCAAUUCUGGGGGAGUUUCCUCUAAGGAAAUCGGUCUUACGUCGUCAACUUCCAUCUCUUCAUAUAUUGGAUUUUGAGUUAAAUUAUUUGUUAUUUGAGAAAUGCUACAUGGCUGCUCAUUUGCCUGCCCAAUUUGGAUUGGAUUCAAUUCUAAGCUUUGUAGAUCAUUUUGAUUGCCAAAGUCGUAUGAAUCUAAAACGCAAAAAAAAAAAAUAUUGAAUGAUUUAGUAAAGGUCCUUGAAAUUCACAAGUACCAUUUAUAAGAGAUAGACUUGAAAGUUCGGUAUUUUGAGUGCCUUUUCCAUUUGUCCUGUUCUGAGUUUGCGAUUCUUUGAUCCUUUGACAUGUCUGCACUCGUCUCAAGGGUACUCGUUUUUUCUGUUUCCUUAAAAAUUCAAAACAUUCAUAAUCCUUGUUAUAAACCAUUACAAACUUUUUACUUGGGGGCCACAAUAACCUCUGCAUGUUCACGGCCAGUAUUUUGCUUUGGCUGGUAUUUGGUGCUCAAGGUUACCAGGGAAAUCUUUUUGCCACGAUGGGUGGAGAAUAUCAAUGAGUAAGCCUUCAGCCUACUCAGCACUUGUCCUUUGAAGUACUCUUUGCACCAGUCUUGAACACUCAGGUGAAUCUUUGAAUCGGUUCCAAGGAUGGUUCCAUCUUUCUUUAGAGUCCCAACGACUCUUGGAGCAUCCUAAAAUUUUUAAAUAAUUUUAUUUUCUAACUCUCAUUAUUAAGUAUUAUUCUUACCGGAACACGCAAUUCUAAAUUCAAGUUUUUGGCUUGUAGCAGAUUUACGUCCAAUAGCUCUUUCAGUGAAGGGAGGUAGUUUUCAGCAUCCUUUUAUUUUCAAGUAGAAUGUAACGUAACAGAUCAUUAUUUAUUUUACUUCACGAAAGGCACCUGAAAAUCUCAUACCUGUGAAAUUUGUCCAUGAUUCGGAGUUUUUUCAGUGGGAGCAAGUGGCUGUUGACUAUUCUGCGAACUAAAUUGACAUUUUUGUUGUAAUAGUUCAUAAUAUUUUUAAAUCCUUGAUUGAAUUCUCACUUGCUGAUUUUUAAAUUAAUGUUCGUAAGGUGCACCUUCAGUUCUUGGCACUGACUGGAAAUGUUGUUCAGUCGCUGUAAAAAUAAUUUUUAUUGCAAAUUA